GGGGGCUUAAAGAAACAAAAGGAAACCAGCUGCAGAACUUCCUGAACAGGGAAAGAAAGAGUGAGUGAGUGAGUGUGAGAGAGAGAGAGACAACGAGCGAGCGAGCACUAAAUAACAAGAUUAUUAAAAGGCAGGGCGAGGGAAGGGGAGAAAAAGGAGGCUUGGCAGGCAGGAGAUCGGAGCCUGCCCUGGGUUCAUUUUCACCCACCAUGACCAGUGCGAUCUUGAGGCGGAAUUCCAGUAAGCAGGGCUUGCAGAAUCUCAUAAGGCUGACAGCACAAUGGAGUGUGGAGGAUGAGGAGGAAGCCGCUAGAGAGCGGCGCCGACGGGAACGUGAGAGACAGCUGAGGUCCCAGGCAGAAGAAGGUCUUAAUAACAAUAGCACAUCUUCUGAGAGUGGAGUGUCGGUACAAGAAAGCCGGAUUGAUGGCAAGCCAUCUGGGACUUCAGAACUGGAAGAGGACGAGGGCUUUAGUGACUGGUCCCAGAAGCUUGAGCAGCGCAAGCAGAGAUGGGCAGGAGAGGGGACACAAGAAGGAGAACAAACAUGCCACAGUGAAUGGAAAGAAACCCAGCAGCCCACACCUGCCCAGUGGGAAGGAAGGUCACCAAAACAUUCCUGUGAAGAAGAGGACAGCAGUCUGACAGGAGCAGAGGUCAAGCUGGAGCAAGUUCAUCUGGAUCAAGAGUCUCCCACCAUCAUCCAAUUUGUGCCUGGGCCUUCCAACUUCCUCAAGUUUGUUCCUUCUUCCCCAUCAUAUGAUCACUCUGAAGUAGAAGCGGAACUGGAGGAGAGGCAAAAGCUCAGUGAGGAAGUGGAGGAGAUCCAGGAGGCUGAUGAGGAGAUCCAGGAGGCUGGGAAUCAGGGCCACUAUGUCACAGAAGACCAUGAGCACCAAGAAGAAGAAAAGCAGGAGGAGAAGAAGAGAAGAUGGAACGAAGAGGAAGAAGCGCCGGAAAAACGACAGAGACCUCCAAGCAUUUCCAGCCUGGAGGAAGAAGAGGGCCAGCCCCCUUUGAGUCCUACAACAAAGAUCACUGACCGAACUGAAUCUCUGAACCGCUCCAUACAGAAAAGUAACAGUGUGAAGAAGACACAGCCACCACUUCCCGUUUCAAAGAUUGAUGACAAACUUGAGCAAUACACUCAUGCAAUUGAGACUUCCAGCAAGACCCCCAAACCAGCUCGUCAGCUUUCUAUUGACCUUCCUAGCAAUACUGUAGCAGUGGCCAGCACAAAAAGUCUCUGGGAGACGGGUGAAGUUGUGGCUCAAUCCCCUGUGAAGACAACGCCCUGCAAGGACAUUGUGGCUGGAGACAUUGUGAACGUGAGAAGCAUUUGGGAGCAAAAAGACAGCCCCAAAACAGAUGGAAAUGCUAAGGUUAAACUUCCUGGCAAGAAGUACAAGUAUGUGGCAACUGGGCAUGGCCAAUACAAGAAGGUGUUGAUAGAAGAUGAUGGGGCAACAGAAAAAUAGCCUGCCUAGGCCCCAAACCCACAGCUUGGCUUGGUCCUACUUUGACAGAUAACCCGAGGCAAUACUCCUGCGCAAUGCUGAUGUUUUCUCUGCUAAAAGGGAACUAAACGCAAAGGACAUCUUCUCUUCCAGUUUCAAAUGGGCAACCUGCUUCAAAACCAGCUGCCGAUUUCUUCGCAGAUGAGUGCAUCUCUCCAAGCUGACUUCAGUUGGACUUGGACGACGAUGCAGCUGGCAAUAACUUCUUAAAAGAACUAGAUUAUUGGGCUUUUCAUUCUGUUUGAGAAAUUGAUGUGUCUGCUAUUCUGUGCCCUUCAGCUUUUCUGAACUUGGGGGUGGGGGUGGCGGGCUUUACUUUCCCUAGCCAGGUCUAGGGGUUCUAUCUCUAACCAGACCAGAACCAUCUGUAUUCAUUAACAACUUUUGAUGUGGGAGCAAAAAAUAAAUAAAAAUAAAAUGAAGCAAACAUGGAAGGAGAGCAGUAAGGAAGCCUACAGCGGAUUCCAAGAAUUUUCCUACCAUCCAAGACUUCAAAAUGGCAACACAUACCAGUGCCUUAACUCAAACAUGCUUUUCGAUGGUGGGGAGGCAUUUCAUCUCGUAUCACUGCUGUGCUGAUUUUUUUUUAAUAAGUGAGGGGGAAAUGGCACAACUAUUAUGAAUCCAAUGAUCUUGCACAUCUGAUGGGUGUCACAUUGGACUAUUCUACUUAAAGCCCAUCCAUGGUAUUUCUUUUUGGAGUGACUUUUUUUUUAAAUAGAUGACAAUCGGAGAUGAGAUAUUCUACCUUGUGGCUGUUAUCUCUAUGAAGGUGUGUUAUCACAAGGUAAAAUACAUAUCUCUUCUCUCACCCUUUCAGUCAGGAUAAUUAGCACCUGGCUAAAAAGCACUUGAGGAAUCUCUCCCUGUCCCAACAAGUGCCUGUUGUUAAUAUGAAUAAACCCAGAAAUCUCCAGUUCUCUUCCCGCUCAUAUGAAUGAACCCAGAAGCUUCUCUUAUUCAGGCAUAUACUCUUCCUCCCUAAGGUACAAACGUUCAGCUGAGCAGUAAAUUAUUUCCUAAAGUUUGCUGAGGCAUAGGUUUGAGGACUGAUAUAAGAAACUCUUGAGCUUGAAUUAAUGCCCAUAGCACAAAGCAGCCUCCUUCCCUCAUACCUGAGCUAUUGUGCCUCAAAAGGUCGUGGUGGCGCUAGGGAAUUUACCAGGUUUCUCUGUACAUUUGAUAUUAGAACGAAGGGGUGACAGCUCCCAGUGACCAGCCAAAAAUGGCUGCCAAUACUUGUUUAAUAAUCCCAUGUGACUUUCAACCUUUAGCCCUGCAAAUUUAAAUAUUACUUGCUUCCUCCACCCUCCUUCUGCAACAAACAAGCAAACACAAAAUGGCCACCAUAUCUUGCUUCUGUUCUUCUAAGAUUGGAAUUUUGCUUCUUAAGUCUAGAUUUCCCCCAUAUUUCCCUAAAUGGUUUGCUUUCACCUGUUUAGCUUUUGUGCGACCUGGAACUGUUUUGUAAGCAUUUAAUAAAAAUUCUAAGAAAGAUAA
Molecule: messenger RNA, 3017 nt
Organism: Hemicordylus capensis (graceful crag lizard)
Lineage: Eukaryota; Metazoa; Chordata; Lepidosauria; Squamata; Cordylidae
Gene: LSP1
Product: lymphocyte specific protein 1
Exons: 11
Coding region: 210-1478 (422 amino acids)
Biological process (GO): muscle contraction; signal transduction
Molecular function (GO): myosin binding; calmodulin binding; actin binding
Source: RefSeq, a predicted model, not a curated record